AUGAACGCGUUGCAUGCUACGAGAUGUGACCAGGCACACCAUUCAGUCGCGUCAAGUUGCCAGGAUACAGCAGCACGACCGAGGACAGUGCUCUCAACACGCAUCAUCAAGCCAUUGUUUAUCAUACUCAACACCACUCUACCCAUUGUCUGUGGCCAUCCACUUGCUUAUUCCAUCCACUCAGCAUGGGCAACUCAUCAAGUUGAUCAACGUUCCACUGUCCUCUCAAUCAUCACCAAGGCUCUUGCUCAUCACAACAUCAGAGCAACCUUCCAAGUGGAUGAAUCCAUUGCUCAAGAGCUGCAACCUAAUUGUGAUGAUGCAGAUGAUUGCCCUGUUGUCCAGGGUCACUAUACUCCUCUGCCAGCAGAGCAGGAUCAUCUCCCUCUUGCUCAAGUGCAGCAAGUUCAGCAAGAUCUUCAAGAACAGCAAGACCUUCAAGAUGAUCAAGAUCACCAAGGCAUCCAAGUCAAGGUAGAGGUCCAGGUCACCUUUGAGAUUAGUGAUCUUAAUGAUUGCUUUUCUUAUUCCUCAAAUCCUCCUCCUCCUUCUCAUCCUUACCUUUCUCAAGACAAUCAAGAGCAACAACUUCAACAAGAGAAAGAGGUCUUAUGUGCUGGCUGCAAGCGCCAGCUUUGCUCAGGGCAUGAUACAGUAAAGAAGAAACAGCGCAAUUCAAACUUGCAUCAAGCGCGCACUAGCGGCAAGUUCCUCAUUACUUUAUCAGCAAAUACUAAGAUAGUAUGA
This is a messenger RNA of Lichtheimia ornata, 747 nucleotides long. RefSeq lists its product as uncharacterized. Lineage: Eukaryota; Fungi; Mucoromycota; Mucoromycetes; Mucorales; Lichtheimiaceae. The transcript is spliced from 2 exons. The record is from RefSeq and is a predicted model, not a curated record. Bases 1 to 747 code for a protein of 248 amino acids.